This is a messenger RNA of Caenorhabditis sp. 36 PRJEB53466, 453 nucleotides long. NCBI's taxonomy places the organism in Eukaryota, Metazoa, Nematoda, Chromadorea, Rhabditida, Rhabditidae. The record is from the annotation of a GenBank genome assembly.
AUGGCCUGUAAUUCGCUGCCCUUGUAAGCCAUCUCUUUGAUUUUCCCCCCAAAAACUAAUCUUUUUCCAGAUGGCUCACCGACAAACUAGAGAACGAGCUGAUAGCUGUAUUCCCUAGCCAGCCCUUAGAUAGCUGGAACAGUGACGCAUAUUUGAAGGUUUUCCGAUUGUUCAGAGCUUUAGUGCUCUUAAAAAUUCUCUUUUCAGGGCAUGAAACUGAUGUCAGAGCUCACAAAUUGGGACAAUCUGAGAAUGGAAGUGGAUCCAAUGAAGAAGGCGUCAUUGACGAGAUUGGUGUGUACGAUCUCAUUAUUAAUAGUAAGUACAAGUCUGUUUUCAAAAAGACAGAAGCGAGAGCGAUGCUGGAAACGUAAAAAGUAACACAUGACGUUUCUCGUUUUAUUACAGAAUCCGGCAGAAAAUGAUGAAGGAUAUCAUCGAGAAUGCUCUUGA